Messenger RNA from Centropristis striata (black sea bass), 2777 nucleotides. RefSeq names its product glycerophosphodiester phosphodiesterase domain containing 1 (gene gdpd1). Gene Ontology annotation, cellular component: endoplasmic reticulum membrane. The transcript has 11 exons. Gene Ontology annotation, biological process: glycerophospholipid catabolic process; N-acylethanolamine metabolic process. The record is from RefSeq and is a predicted model, not a curated record. Gene Ontology annotation, molecular function: phosphoric diester hydrolase activity; phosphatidylcholine lysophospholipase A1 activity. Bases 156 to 1109 code for a protein of 317 amino acids. NCBI's taxonomy places the organism in Eukaryota, Metazoa, Chordata, Actinopteri, Perciformes, Serranidae.
GUGAAUGUUGUUGUCAGACAGCUGUGGGGUGUCAGAGGAGCUCAGUCCAUCAGUUUAUCUUCUCACAGAGUACCAUCUUACUCUUACAUAGGUUAGUCAACACCAAGAAGCAAAUAUAACCUUAACAGUUUGAUGAAAAAGCAGACUGAUAGAAGAUGUGUGCUGCUGUGUAUGUCCUGUCAACAGUAACGGGCUAUGUGCUCACCUCUGCCCUGCUGCUAAAAUGCCCAAAUCUUCUGUACCGGAAGAAGCGAGAGACAUUUCUGGGCAGGCACAUUUCCCAUCGUGGAGGAGCAGGUGAAAACCUGGAAAACACCAUGGCAGCUUUCAAGCAUGCUGUGGAUCUUGGCACAGACAUGCUGGAGUUGGACUGCCACCUGACAAAAGAUAAAGAGGUAGUGGUUUCACACGAUGCCAGCUUGCAGAGGGCCUCUGGCAUCAACGCCCGCAUCUCCGACAUGUGCUACGCUGAGCUCCCUCCAUACCUCUGCAAGCUGGGUGUAACUUUUCAGAGAGAGUGUUUCUGCGAGGGCGGAGAGGACAAACGCAUCCCUCUCCUCAGGGACGUUUUUGAUGCAUUUCCUAACACCCCUGUCAACAUUGACAUCAAGGUCAACGACGACACACUUAUCAAGAAGGUCUCUGAGCUGGUUGUUAAGUACGACAGAGAGCAUCUGACGGUCUGGGGCAACGCCAGCAACCAGAUUGUAAAGAAGUGUUACAAAGAGAACCCGCGUAUUCCGGUGUUGUUCAGCCUUCCCCGAGUAUUACAGCUGUUAGGCCUCUUCUAUACUGGUCUUUUGCCCUUCUUUCCCCUCAAGGAGCAGUUUCUAGAGAUCCCCAUGCCUUCUAUUGUCACCAAACUAAGAGAUCCCAGCAGAUUAACUAAGAGUCAACGAAUCAUCGCCUGGCUCGCAGACACUUUGCUGAUGAGGAAAGCUUUGUUUAAGCAUCUAACUGCCAGGGGAAUACAGGUGUACAUUUGGGUGCUGAACGACGAGGAGGACUUCCAAAGGGCAUUUGACUUGGGAGCCACAGGUGUUAUGACAGAUUUUCCCACCAAGCUUAAAGAUUUCUUGGAUAGGAAUGGCAUUUCUAAACCCCAGUGACCUGCCAAACUCUACCUCACCCCCCACCAGCACCAAUGAUUAUCCUUCGACCUAACUGACCUGCUUAAAUGACCCACCCACUCCCAAGUGCACCCACUUUCACUGCAUGCAUUCCAGCAAGGCUCUUCUCACACUGUGUUUCAUACUUGAUAGAGAUCGCUGUCAUGCACCCUGCACUGAUUUGAGGAAUCAGUUGUACUGGUGACACAAACUUCUGUUUUCAAUCAUAUAAAAUACUCUUAAUGGGACACUGCAACUGCUACAUAUUAUUAUCUCCUUUGAGUUGUGUUUCUUGCAUGUUCUUUGUUCCCCUCGCUGGAUACCCGAACACACAGAGAGUGUUACGCGGCUAAUUAAAUCCACACAACCUUUUUAAAUAUUUCAAUAAAAUAGGACAAAAUGGGAAUUGAAAUAUAGUGUUUGCAAGUCUCAUCAGCCUUGAAUUUCAUAAUAGAAUAAUAGCUACUGACUUGGAAAUUCUUUUACAGAAAACAUGUUAUUUUGGCCUUUUUUUAUGCUUUCAAGUAAAAGACAGUUAUGGUUCAAGUACUGUGCUAUUUAAAACACCAGCAGAUGCAGUUUGAUGUUAAUAUCAGAGCAUCCUUACAAUGUUUCCAAUUCCAUUUUUUUUCUUCAUUAUUGCAGUCAAUUAGCACAUGCAAUAAAUACACAUCUUUGCAGCUAAGAGAUGUUUUUUGCCUGAUGCAGUCAUAAAUAACAGGGUGCAGCAGACACAAGUUUCAAAUGAGCAGUGUGGGUACUGAGGUCGUUCCACUGCUCCAUAUUUUCGAUUCAAAGGCACAUUUAGUUGAACUAUGUACUAAAAAAAUACACUUUUUUUGUGUGUUGUUUUUUAAAGACAAUGUGUUGUAUGUUUCAAUGCUGUGUUUAUGUCUAUUUAUGUGUAAUUGUUAUUGCUAAGUCUCCCCUGAUUUUCUUCUGGAUCAAAUGAAAUGACUGAGGCUAACUGAAUUUGUCCACUAAAGAAUCUGAGAAAGAAUUUUUUGCACAAAGUGAAACUUCAUCUUGUUCAUUUUAGUAAUGAGCUGAACCUUUUUCACCUAUGUUAAUGUAAAUGUAAACAGUAUUGACCUUCAUAUUUGAGAUGUAUGAGCAAUUUCAAUAUAUGAGCUUUAAAGUGUAUUUGAAAUACAGCAGGAACACAGAUACACGUUGACUGAUUGCAUCAUUGCAGUGACGUGAAAUAUAAAUGUAUUAAGGACUGCGACUCUUUACCAAGCUCUCGCUGCGGGUGUCACAGUUUAAAAGUGUAAAGAUCAUUAGGAUUAUCAUACCACUGAUGUUUUCUAAUCCAAACUUGUGACCACACAGUGAGGGUCAGGACUGAAUGUACUAUUGGUUGAAUGUACUUGAUAUGUUUGGUGUUUUACAGUCAAAACAGUAUUGCUGUUUUACUGUUGUUGUUUGGCAUUUUGUAUUCGUGCUGUCACAGAGUGGUUUUUCAUGAGUGAAAUGUGCACGUGUCAUAUUACAGAUCUUGCAUUAAUGAAUAUACUUUAGGAUGUUUUGAUUACAUUACCUGUGGUGUAUUGAGUAUAGUUGUUUUGCAUGGCUAAAUGAACAUUUGUUAAACUGUGUUGUGCUUGAAUGUGUUGUGACUUUGACAGAACCAGUUUGUGGGACCUGGCUGCCUAACAAGAUGCCUUA